Messenger RNA from Daphnia carinata, 1456 nucleotides. RefSeq names its product putative phosphatidate phosphatase. The record is from RefSeq and is a predicted model, not a curated record. The coding region runs from base 186 to 1091 and encodes 301 amino acids. Lineage: Eukaryota; Metazoa; Arthropoda; Branchiopoda; Diplostraca; Daphniidae. Gene Ontology annotation, biological process: phospholipid dephosphorylation; signal transduction; phospholipid metabolic process. The transcript has 7 exons. Gene Ontology annotation, molecular function: phosphatidate phosphatase activity.
CGUUCGUGCUGUCGGCAUACCAACAAGCAUCACAGCUGCUCGUCAAACACAGUGCAAUAGUUGUUCGGCGUUACUUCUGAUUUGCCGUGUUGCAAUCAUUAAAGAUUAGCCUUUACUUUGAACCCGUCUCGUUAUUUAAUUGUUAUUGUUAUUGUUGAGAAUCAACGUGUUGUGAUUUAAGUGACAUGGCUCCUACCGCACUCAUUCGCCAAGUGGUCAUUGACUUUAUCUGCCUCGCCAUUGUCUUCGUGGGCCUUCCGCUGAUCCCGGAGAAAGCUUGGAGUACGCCGCUUCGGGGCUUCUUCUGCGAUGACCCGGACAUCCGCUACCCGUACCUGGAUUCCUCUCUAUCUCGUAAACUCGUCGGUGGAGUCGGAUAUAUUGGUCCGAUAGUGACGAUGUUCAUUGUGGAAGUGGUUCGUUGGAGACACAACUCAAAGUCUAAAAAUUUGAGCAGACAAAACAGUUGCUCCACAAUCAAUCUUUCAUCGUCAAUUCGAAUUCCAUCGGUGAUUGCCGAAAUCAUUCACCUGGUAGCCAUCUUCCUCUUCGGUGCAGCCUGCUCUCAGCUAGUAACAGAUUUUGGCAAAUAUACCAUCGGUCGCCUCCGUCCCCAUUUUAUUGCCGUCUGUCAGCCGGAAAACCUAGCGGAAUUGUGCUCGUCGAACGCGCCACACACGUACAUCACCAAUUACAAAUGUACGGGUAGUGACGAAGAUCUCGUCCGAGAAUCUAGAUUGUCUUUCCCAUCUGGCCAUGCUUCCUUUUCGGCUUACACGAUGCUGUUUUUGGCUUUGUAUCUCCAGCGCAGGAUGAACUGGUCUGGCUCAAAAUUGCUCCGACCCACCAUCCAGAUCUCUGCAUUGUUGCUUUCUUGGUAUACUGGCCUUACACGCGUUUCCGACUACAAACAUCACUGGAGCGACGUGUUGUCGGGAUUCCUCAUCGGCGCCAUCGCUGCUUCCUUAACGGCGCUCUACGUCUCCAGGCUUUUCAAAAUGUCUUCCCGGGACAAUUCAGAAUUUUUGCCUCAACAUAAAGGAGAUAUUGAAUUAGUAGAUGAUCUUGAACCACCUUCGGCUAACAAGUGACUACUACAUCCUCUUUGAUUGGUAAUAACGAAAUUUACUGCACGCAUAAAUGAGAUGCCACUGCCAACCACAACCCAGCAGACUAUUUUAAAUUAGUUAAGAACUAUUGACAAAUUCAAAGUAAUAUAAAUAACUGGCUUUGUUUAUAACCAUAACGCCCCCGUGAUCACACAUUUAGGUGCCUUUCGUUUUUUGUCAAACGUAUUAUUAUUAUUUAGUGCAACAGCCACCCGAUACAACAUUCACAAUUGCUCUUUAACAUUAACUUACAGCUUUCGCGAUUGCAAACUGUAAAAAGAGAGAUCGAAUUCAUGCUCACCGCACAACCACGUUGCCAUGUAACAAUACACACGGUUUUUCGCGAA